AUGAGCGGUCGUAACGAACAAAUAAGAGAGGAUUAUCCAGUAGAUGCAUUUGCAGAGUACCAAGAACACACUGGAGGUUCAGAUAAUGGCAAAAACUUCGGUGAACAUAGUACUGAAAGUUACAAUAAAAUAUUGGGCAUGGGGCAAGAUGAUUACGCGGCACCUUUGCCAGUAUCACACGAUUUAGGCCCAAAGAAUGAGAAUCCGAACAUGAACCCAUUGGCUAAUGUAGGCCAAGAGAGAAGUGAGAGUAAUGAAAUGAGAGGAUUCACUAAAGAUGAUUUUACUAACGUUCCAGGCACCGGAGGAACAAGAACCGCUGAUAGGUAUGAAGGUAAGCACUUAUCUCACUCAAAAUCCGGCACAAGAGAUAGUGCCGGAAUGACAGGAAGUGAACAUAAAGAAUCGUCAGAUUCGAGCAAACCUUCUGGUUUCGCCAAAGUGAAAGAUUUGAUGACCAAGCAUCACCUUAUGAAAGGUAAUAGUAAGAGUGACAAAUCAAAGAGCGAAUCAGCUAAAGGUCGCAGUGACAUGGAAAAAAACAAUGUGGGAGAUGAUGAUAUGUUGAAAAAUGGGACAAUGGGUGCUGGCGCUCAAAUGCAUGGCAAUACUAAUGCGCCCUCAACUAACCCAUCCAUGGGCAUGCCGAUGGAGAUGAAAGGUGGGGACACAAUGGGAUACGGAGAAGGUAAGGUUCCUGUGACAAGCGAAAGAAAUGCUAUGAAUCCGCCAAAGACAACCGUCGAUGAUGCCGAUAUUACUCAAGAUCCAAUCGCGUCUGCAAGAGCUCAAAUGAAUGAAAUGUCUGCGCACGAAAAACAAAAGAAAUCAGGUAGUUCACAUUCAGCCGAUUGGAACAAAAGCAAAUUGAGUUCCUCCAUGAGAACUGCAGAAAAUGAGCGUUUAAGGGAUCCUUUAUCGGGUGACACGGGUAUAAGCGGUGAAGGGCAAGGCCCUCACAGGGGUCGUGAGUUAAUUGACGAAGGAACUGCAGGAGCUUACGCUAAUGCUGUUGGAAAUUCGCCAAGUCUUGUUGAUCCAUCUGUGCCAACUUAUGCCCACAAACAACAUAGCACUGAUGCAGGUACGAAGGAUGAGCGCGCAAACUACAUGAUGCAUACUGGUGGAAUGCAAAGUGGUAGAAAAGUAUCAGUUGGCUCAAACAAUCAAGAUGUUGAAAUGGGUGGUGUUCACAGCUCAGCACCUGUGACAGAGGAGACAAAUAUGGGAUAUCGUUAUCAUGGUAAAGACACUAUUCCAAGAGCGGGCCAGAUGGAGCAUGAACAUGAAAAUGAUUACUCAGAGAUCGGAGAGCCUCAUGGCCAUAAACCUGGCAUGUUUGAACGUAUUAAACGUACUCUUUCAAACAAAAGUGAUCAUUAA
Molecule: messenger RNA, 1383 nt
Organism: Zygotorulaspora mrakii
Lineage: Eukaryota; Fungi; Ascomycota; Saccharomycetes; Saccharomycetales; Saccharomycetaceae
Gene: HBT1
Product: Hbt1p
Exons: 1
Coding region: 1-1383 (460 amino acids)
Source: RefSeq, a predicted model, not a curated record